ACGUGACUUUUGGUUGUCGGACGCCAUAUUGGCAGUAAACAUGACGACCAGCGCCAGCAGCCUUCAAGAGUUCCUACCGAGCGAGUAUACGUGCCAUUUUAGUUUAGAUGAAAUUCGUUUUUAUACUGGAAAAUUACAUAGAUUAAAUAUAAGUGACCCAUAUAACGCUCCUGGGGUGCUUUUCAAGAGCAUAACAUCCAACGAAGAUUAUUUACCUGACUUGCGCUACGCUGACAUCCACAGCUAUCUGGUAAAUUUCCCCUCAGUCUACACUGGGGACUCCCUCAGAGCUUACAAAGGCUUGGAUGCUUAUAAAUGGUGUCAGUCCGGCUUUGUAACUCAACUUCGACUGUGGAGUCUUGCAUCCAAAGACUUCGGUAUCAUCACUGCAAGGGUUAAUCACUCCCAACGGCUGAAUGACAGUCAACUGAAGCCAUGGGUGGUGGUGAGGAACGACGGUGUAGUGAUGGGAGCCCACUGUAACUGCACAGCAGGACUUGGGGAGAGUUGUUCUCAUGUGUCAGCUGUGCUCUUCAGACUGUGGGAAAAAAACAAUGCAAGGCAUGAGGAGAUCAGCUGCACGUCCAAAAAAUGCAAGUGGACCUCUCCCAGUGAGGAUGCUGGGAAGAAUGUGGAGUACCAACAGGGAAAGGACAUCAUAUUCAACAGUAGUCAACAAAAUAAAAAGGGGAAUUCCACCAAGGGUACAUCUGCGCCCCCAUCUUUCCCACCCCUGACUGCUGCUGAGCAAGCGCAGUUCUACCAAAACCUCUCUCAGUGCCGGACUCAAAAUGGGAAGUCCUGCAGACCUGCUGUUCUGUCAGUUGUUCCCGGGUAUGCCACAACCUAUGUACCAAAGGCUGUCAAGCUUGAUUUACCUGAACCCCUUACCAGUUUGUACGACAAGAAGGCAAGAGACCUGAGCCUGGCUGAAUUACAAGAGCGUGCAGAAGGAAUAUUUGAUGACUUGACUGUCACUGAACAACAGUUGGGGAUGCAAGAAUGAAGAACGAGCCAGAAAAUACUACGAAAUGCAACAUCGUCUAUCACACAGAGAUGUCCUGAUUAGACCAGCCGGAUUUAAAAUAUCAACUCUCCACCCAUUUAUUGGGGCCUCACCGGAUGGGUAUGUUUCCUACAGCUGCUGUGGUACAGGGGUUAUAGAAAUUAAGUGUCCAUUUUCAGCAAAGGACCUUUCUAUCAGUGAAGCUGUACAGUCUGUUGGACACUUUUGCCUGGAACAAGAUUCCCAAGGAAAAAUUAAAGUUAAGCGAGACCAUGCAUACUUCCACCAAGUCCAGAUGCAGCUAUUUGUUACGAAAUUUGAUGAUGAUUGAUAUGAUAUGAUUUUAUUCUGUGGACGGAAAAAGAUGAUUCACUCUUUGUGGAACGCAUUACAUUCGACUCAGAAUUCUUCCAAAAAGAACUUGAACUUGCUCGUACCUUCUUUAUAAAAUGUAUAAUCCCAGAGUUGUUAGGCAAAUGGUUUUCUGCACCAAAACAAGCAACUGCAAACACCAAUCCCCAGCAACAGUGGUGCUACUGCCGCGCACCUGCGGCAGGGAACAUGCUUGUUUGUGCCUCAGGGUUCUGUGCCGUGGAGAAGUUCCACCAAACCUGCCUUCGGAUGAAAAGGGUACCGAAACAGUGGGUGUGUCCAAGCUGUAGGAAACUUAUCAAUGCCCAAAAAAAAACACCUUAAUUACUUAGUCUUACUUAAUUACACAAUGUGUGAAUAUGAACUAGCUGAUGCAAUGUAAAUAUUUAAUUGUUUAAUAAAAACUGUUAAGCCAAUGUUGUUCUCU
This is a messenger RNA of Gadus chalcogrammus (walleye pollock), 1805 nucleotides long. RefSeq lists its product as uncharacterized. The transcript is spliced from 3 exons. The record is from RefSeq and is a predicted model, not a curated record. The coding region runs from base 41 to 1006 and encodes 321 amino acids. Gene Ontology annotation, molecular function: zinc ion binding. NCBI's taxonomy places the organism in Eukaryota, Metazoa, Chordata, Actinopteri, Gadiformes, Gadidae.